AAUUCAUAGCAGCUCCACUUUUUGAGAGAAUUUUUUCUUUAUCCAAAUUCUUUUUAACUCAUAAAAAAAAUUCCCGCGCUGUUUUGACAAUAGAAAAUAAGUUCAACCUCUUUUUCUUGUCAUAGUCCCUCUUUCAAAUUUAAAACCCUAGAAAUCUCAAAUCGACAUAUCCUGGUGUCAAAAGCAAAAAAGAUUUGCGUUCUAAAUUGCUAAUGCGUGGCUGAAUUCAAUCGAAUAUGUCGACCAAGGUGUUCAAAGGUGCGAAUGUUUUCAUGUCGCGUAACCUCGUCCCACCUGAAUUGUUCGAUUCACUUCACGAUGCUCUCAAGCUCAACGGUGCCCAAGUUUUUCUUUGCUGCGACCCUGCGCGGAAUUCUGCCAAUGAUUAUCACGUCAUUUCCAAUCCUGAUCAUGAGAAGUUCGAGGAUCUUCGAUCUAAAGGAUGUAAUUUGCUCGGUCCUCAAUGUGUGCUUUCCUGUGCAAAAGAACGCAGGCCUCUGCCUAAACAAGGAUUCACUUGUUGCCUAGCAAUGGAUGGGGUUAAACUACUGGCUUCUGGAUUUACUGUGGAUGAAAAGGCUGAAAUCGUCAAGCUUGUAACCGCUAUGGGCGGUGUUUUGCAGAUGAAGACAUCGAUGGAUGUGAACUUUGUUGUUGCGAAGAAUGUUUUGGCUGGAAAAUAUAAGUGGGCUGCAACUGUUCUAAAGAAACCAAUUGUCACCAUCAAUUGGCUGCAUCAAUGCUGGAAAGAACACCGUGUUGUUCCACAAGAGUCAUAUAGGGUUCUUCCUUUCUUAGGCUUGACAAUCUGUGUCACCGGUAUUAUAGGUGAUGAGCGAAAGCAGAUGGAAAAGGUCAUCAAAGAAAACGGUGGCAGAUAUUCUGCUGAACUGACAAGGAAGUGCACACAUUUAGUUUGUAAUGCUCCUGAAGGUGACAAGUACAAAAUAGCUAGAAAGUGGGGCCACAUACACAUAAUUACACAGAAAUGGUUGGAGCAAUCAGUUGCUAGGCGAGUAUGCCUUAAUGAGGAGUCCUAUGCUGUUCUUGGGAGUUCUACUUCGAAAAAAGUUGUUAGAAAGGUGGUGGUAAAUAGUGAAGACAGAAGCCUUGUACAUUCCGAAUGUGAGCCGUCAUCUGCGACCAUUGCUUCAGAUCUACACUCCAUUUCGCAUCUUCAGAAAGCAGAGCUUGAUAUUGAAACUGCCAUCUCAUGUAGCAUUUCUACAUUGCGAAGUGAUCCUGUCAUUCCAAAAGUGGACUGUGGGCCACCUGCUGCUUGGCUGCAAGUUGACUCCAACACUGACCGAGGUGUUGCUGAUGACUCUGAAACUGAAGAAAAUGACUUAUACUUGUCUGAUUGCAGAAUCCUAAUUGUUGGUUUUGAUGCAUCUGAUACCCGUAAGCUGGUCAGCAUGGUUCGUAAAGGUGGUGGUUCUCGUUAUAUGUCCUUCAAUGAAAAAUUAACUCACAUAAUAGUUGGAACUCCCACGGGGAGUGAAAUUCGAGAAAUUCGGAAUAUUGCAGCACUAGGUGUUAUCUUCAUCGUCAAAACUGAAUGGCUUGAAGAUUGUUUUCAUAAAAAGAAAGAAGUUCCUGUACUUAGGAGGCACAUUGCCAUUGAUAUGCUUCUUCCAAAAGAUCCCAGUUGCUCUGUCAAAAGAUCUUUCACGAGUACAGAUGAAAAGAAACGGGCAAAAUCCUGUGUUCAACCAGUACUUCCAGAGACGCUAGUAGUGGAUGGCAUUAAGUCCAGAUCUGAUGCUGCUUUGGAAGAUGGAAAAGAAGCAGGAUGUAUCAGAAAUAGUAAGAUAUCUCUGAUGACAGCGGGCAAUUCACUUAAACAACAGAAACUUUCCUCUGUUGAUGGAAAAAGCAGCACACAAGUUCAGAAGUACGCUAGCCGUGAGGUGGACCACCAAGUUUCUUCCAAUGUAUUUGGAGGAAAGCUAUUUUGCUUUUCUGGUUCAUUUCCUGCUGAUCAGCGGGCUGAAAUUGUUGAAUGGGUUAAUCAAGGAGGAGGAGAAGUGGUGGAAAGUCAAGUAGAAAAUGUGCACUACAUAGUUGAAUGCCAUGGUAUGGUGCCUUCGGAUACUACAAAUUGCGAAAGUAAAUGUGUGUCAACUCACUGGAUUCGUUCUUCUCUGAUGGAUGGGUGCUUGCUGGAUGUUAGGAGUCACAUACUCUAUUCUCCUCUUCCAUGCCAAAUUCCGUUUCUUGCCUUUAAGAGCUUCCGCUUCUGUGCUUCACAAUAUGAUGUGAAAGAGAGACUGCUGCUGAAAAAUAUGUGCUUCAUUCUCGGGGUGCCAUUUGUUAAGCAUUUAACUAAAAAUGUCACCCAUCUGUUGUGCAAAUAUGCUGGUGGUGAAAAGUAUGACGCUGCUUGUAAAUGGGGGAUACAACCUGUUACUGCUGAGUGGAUUUAUGAGUGUGUGAAGCAGAAUAAGGUUGUUUCUCCAUCUCCAUUUUGUCCAAAAGAGGCCACUUCCCAAGACCUAGGCGGAGCCUGUACAAUGACCCAAUAUUCUACCGAAGCUGUACAAAUGAUGUCUGGUGAAACUGUAUCGCAAAUUCCCAGCCAGUCCACAUCAUGUAAAACUCACGAAACUCAAUCAUUUACAAGGAAAAACAAGGAGCUGAGUAGUUUAAGUUGUCCCAUCCAAGCAUCGCAGAUGAGUAGUGGUGAACAUUCAUCUCAAACCUCUAGCCAGUCACAAUCUUACAGAGCUCUAGAAAGUUCAUUUUAUACCAUGAAAAAUGGAGAGCGGAGUAACUUAAGUGGGGGCAAUAAAAAAGCAAAGAUUUUUGAGACGAACAAAAGGGAUUUACCGUUUGAGUCCAAUAUUAUCAGAAGCAUCCAUGAGGAGACACCGUUGGAAGACAAUAGGGCAAUAAGUGGUGGGGUAGACACAAUCAUGGUCCCAAGCCAGUCCCAAGCACUAAAAAGUAUAGAAACUGAAUCUUUAACCAUGAAAAAUGGAGAGCUGGAUAACUUAAGUGGGUGCUACAAAAAGGCAAAGAUUUUUGAGGCGGCCAAAAGCAAUUUACUGUGUGAGUCAAAUCUGGUCAGCAGCAUCCCUCAGGUGACACCUUCGGAAAAUAAUCAGAAAGGAAGUGGCGGAGUAGAUUCAAUCAUGGUUCCAAGCUGGUCCCAUGUAUUUAAAAAAGUAGAAACUGAAUCUUUGGCCAGGAGAAGUGAAGAACUGCAUAUGUCGAGUUAUUGCAGAAAGAAUCCAGAGAUUUCUGGGGAUGAAAAAGGAGAUAUGCUGUGUGAGUCAAAUUCAGUCGAUGGUGUCCAUCAAGUAACUCCUACGGAAGAUGAUAGGACAACAAGUGCUGCGGGUGUCACUACGGUGGUUCCCGAUGUAGCUUCUAUUAUUGACUUGUUGGAGCAAACCAGCAAGAUUCAUGAUCAGAAGUCUCCUGCCAGAAGUGGGAGUGAUAGAAGUGUAUCCUUGAAUAUUCUAUUUGAAUGCUCCACAGUUUAUGUUUCCGUAUCAUCGUUUCUUUUCCUUUAUUUAUGAUUAGAUUUUUUCAUCUGAUUGUGCUGUCCUUGGUCAAGACCUUGCCGAGCCUCAACCUGCUCUCGCAUUCCCAAAUCAUUGGGUUAACAGGUUUGAUCAAAUGGAGAAUACCCCGGAGGAUGUUAGAACAGGAGACUAUGAUGCGUUUACUGAUACUCAAACAGAGUCUCAGGUUGUUGCUUCACUUUUGGACUUGUUCCUAUUCUGGUUUCUGAAAAUUUUAAGUGGCAAUAAUAGAGGUUGCUCUUUGGUUCUGUUUCGGAAGUGCAUUUCCAUCAUAAAGAACGCCUGAAAGUCAAAUUUGGCUCCUUUGCUUGCCAGAAAUCAUUUGCAACCUAUCUUUGAGAAUCUUGCUUUUUGUGCUGCUCUAAUUCCUCUCAAGUUCACUUCAACAUGUUUAUAAUGGUGCCUGCUUUCUUGAUUUCAGGUUGUUAGCUAUGCGCAAGAUUUAUCUGGCAUGCAAAUGAUAAUCGAUAGAGUACGAACUCGGAAUAGCAUGACUUGAAGCUUAUAGAAUAAUAACUUGUGUUGUACCAUAUGCGCUGCUCUUGUAGCAAACUCCUCAAGCCGAUUGUGAAUAAUUAAAGGCUGAUGCUUUGUCACGAGAGAAGAACAAUGAAGUUCAAAAUUCCAAAUUGGAGGGAUGCAGGUAGGAAAAUCUUCAUCCACUAGAUCUGAAUAUGCCUGAAUAGGUUAAAGCUUCAUGUUAGUACCAUGACAAGGGUAUCUUCCUAUCCAAGACUGGUUCUGCUGCUGAUUUGAAAUAUGUUCUUGUAGUCUUAUACUCUUAUUUUCAAAUAGAAUAUGUCUUAAGCAGCAUUAUUACUUCCCAACAAAUGAAGUUUCUGUACAUUCCUGUUCUUGUGCUAUUACAAAGACAUUAAAACAUUGGGUUGAUUCCUAAAGACUUUAGAAACCGAAUAUCAUCAUUAACCUCUCCUACAAUGAUAUUAUAGUUUCCAUGUUACUUCCAAUUGAAUCUUCUCCAAUCUUUUCUCAGCUGACUGCCUCUCAUUUCCAAACUUCCUUGCAUUCCUCUCCUGCCAUAUGUGAUACACUGGCCCAGGAAUACAAGCAAACAGAACUCUUUGCUUCAGCCCUUUACAUCUCCAUUUCCUUAGAAGCUUGUCUGUGCAUCACCUUAGACACUUACAAGAGAAGUUGAGGUCACUUAGCUGUCUGCGCCGGUUUCUCUUCGUGGUUUUCUUCUGUAAUGUGCGCAAAAGGUGUAAAGCUAAGUGAGGACACGUAUUAUGUGGAUAUAGUUAAAUAUAACAAUUUGGUAUCAAUUCUCUUAUUAUACAAUAGUCACUUGUGUGUUCUUAUGCUGCAGAUUUAAGUAGAUAACACUAGGUUGCUAACCAAAUGUGAACAUGUGAACCAAAAAUUUGAAGUCAUUUCUAUCUCAUCUUGUAUUAUAUGAUAUCCGAUUAUACAUUGAAGUGCAUCUAUAGAUGGAAUAACAUAAGUGGAGAUGAAGG
Messenger RNA from Oldenlandia corymbosa var. corymbosa, 5005 nucleotides. The record is from the annotation of a GenBank genome assembly. Lineage: Eukaryota; Viridiplantae; Streptophyta; Magnoliopsida; Gentianales; Rubiaceae.